CUGGCGUUGGCCGGCCUAGUAGACUUCUCAGUUCCCUCGUGGAUUAAGCACCUUCCAUGGGAGCUCCGAAUUCGUUAAAGAUGGGACGGUGGCGGAGCGGGCGGCCGCUCCUGCUGUAUCCUAGUGUUCUGCUGCUCUGCUGCCUCCUACGGGUGUCUCAAGGUGCACCUGCAGACCUCAGCAGAGAAGAUACUACCAGCAGAGAAAGGAUUGUCAGCCCAAACUACUCAGUCAGCUACAGCACUGGUGGUGGCAGAGGCUUCCAGGGACAACAAUUUUUCGUGAAGCCUGAGAGCGCAGAAGAACCUGACAACAACAGUAAGGAAGGGUACAGACUGAGCCACCCGACUGGUACACAGUUUUCUAUUUCUGCUCCUGGUCAUAAUCCUAAUGUGGGUGUUAGUUUGCCAUCUCUCAGUGCGGUUCCUGGGAGCGGGAGCAGUGCAACACACACCCAUGCAGCCACUCAUAGCCGUAGCCACAAUCACCACACACUGGUAGACAAGAAUGUAGAGUUCUCUAUUGGUAGCUCCGUCUUGCCAAGAGCAAGAAGUUCCCCCGGUUCCCAAGCAGGAUUUUCCUCUCAGUUUCUCGUGUUUAAGGAUGAUGAUUGAUGAUGAUAAUAUUAAUGAUUCCAUUUGAAUACGACGAUAACGUACCUUACAUGAGCCUAGGUAGGAGAUAUUACCCAGAAGGAAGUGCCCCAACUCAUCCUCAGAAGCUCUUCAUACCACCUACGGCUCCGCUUGCUACCAGGACUAAUGUACAUCCAAAGCAGAUGCUCGCAACAUUUAACAAUCCAUAUAUAUAUACCGUAGAUUAUUCAAAUGAGGAUCUUGAUGGAGACGACGAUGACGACCUAAGGCUCUUAGUUGGCUCAAAUUUCGUAAGCCUGAGGCGUGAGGGCAGCGAUGAAGAGCGUAUAGUACUACACGACAAUAUUCUGUCUAACCGCUAUAACUUCAUCGAUGGCCAAGGUACCGUCCGAUGGGGCUACACCCUCGAUGAUCAAUAUCAACAACAAGCUGUGAAAAAAGAUGGAACUAUGGAAGGAAAAUUUGGAUGGACUGCUCCAAAUGGUCGCGAAAUCAAUGUUGAAUAUGUUGCUGAUGAAGGUGGCUAUAGAGUACUAAACUCUAAAAAUAUUUUUCCGGAAGAUGACGGCGACGUAAAGAAGCUGAAGGAACAACAUUUCAAGGUUCAUCAAGUGAUCACAAGUGGCGGGACAGUUUCUCCGGGACACGAUGAUACUCAGUAUACAAUAGGGGCACCUGCUGGCCCUGGAAGUGAAUUCGUAGGUGUGCCUCUUCCUGGUAUUGAAGAUCCUGGAUUAGAAACAUCCACUGGUGUACAAAUGGGCCCAGUAGGAGUCCCGCUUCCUGGAUUUGGAGUUGACAGCUCAGCAGGACCUGGAUCUCCUGGUUACGAUGGUUCUAGUGGCAGUGUUGGAAUACCUCUUCCUGGGUUCGAUCAAACUGACCAGGCUGGUGGAGGACCUACGGGAAUACAGAGUGUCUUCAUUACUACCGAUGAUGAUGAUGAUGAUGACAGAUUCCUGACACCUGCUGGAGGAGGCAUUCCUCUUCCUGGAUUCGAUCAAGUUGGCCAAGGAGCCGGAGAUACAUCCUUCCAAGGCCCACCUUCCAGUGUCUCGAUAUCAGGGCCUGCGACUACGACAACGGGCAGUAGUCCAAUUAGCGUGGGCGUCCCGCUGCCAAGUCUAGAAACUGGUGGUGCUCAGCCCGUUGGACCAUCUACACCGGCUUUUUUUGAUGAUGGUGAGCGAGUCGUAAUUUUGGAUGGAGGAGGAACUGGUGUUGGCCUCCCAAGUCCAGCAGGACCUAGUGAUGUUGGAACUCUUGGUGCAACACCCGAAGACCCAACCUUAGCGGAUCAGUGCCAACUCGCUGGAAAGACACACCCAUCUCUUCUUCCAGCGGAGUGUCAACAAACCGUAACUCCAGAGCUUAGUACUGGAGUGGGAAGCCCUGGGUUCGCUGAUUUUGGAGUUCCUCUUCCUGGGUUUGGAACUGAAGCUGAAACUGGAGUUGGUUCUGGAGUAGAAAGUCCAGGAUUAGGCACUGGAGUAGGAAGUCCAGGGCUUGAUGUAGGCGCUGGAAGUCCAGAGUUAGGUACUGGAACAGCAAGCCCUGAAUUUGGAGUACCUCUGCCUGGAACCACGGGGGCUGAUUUCGGAGCAGGAACUCCAGGCUUUGAUACUGGAACAGCAAGUCCAGGCUUUGAUACUGGAGCAGCGGCUACAGGUUUUGAUGUCGGAGCUGGAAGUCCUGGGUUAGGUACUGGAACAGCAAGCCCUGAAUUUGGAGUACCUUUGCCUGGAUUUGGAGCAGGAACUGGAACCAUGGGGGCUGAUUUUGGAGCAGUAACUCCAGGCUUUGAUAGUGGAACAGCAAGUCCUGGCUUUGAUACUGGAGCAGCGGCUACAGGAUUUGAUGUCGGAGCUGGAAGUCCUGGGGUAGGUACUGGAACAGCAAGCCCUGAAUUUGGAGUACCUUUGCCUGGAUUUGAAGCAGGAACUGGAACCACUGGGGCUGAUUCUGGAGCAGUAACUCCAGGCUUUGAUAGUGGAGCAGCAAGUCCAGGCUUUGAUACUGGAGCAGCGGCUACAGGUUUUGAUGUCGGAGCUGGAAGUCCUGGGUUAGGUACUGGAACAGCAAGCCCUGAAUUUGGAGUACCUUUGCCUGGAUUUGGAGCAGGAACUGAAACUACGGGGGCUGAUUUUGGAGCAGUAACUCCAGGCUUUGAUAGUGGAGCAGCGGCUACAGGGUUUGAUGUCGGAGCUGGAAGUCCAGGGUUAGGUACUGGAACAGCAAGCCCUGAAUUUGGAGUACCUUUGCCUGGAUUUGGUGCAGGAACUGGAACCACGGGGGCUGAUUCUGGAGCAGGAGUUCCAGGAUUUGAUACUGAAACAGGAAGUCCAGGAUUUGGUACUGUGGAUUCAGGAGUCAGUACUGGAACCACGGGGGCUGAUUUGGAGCAGCAGUUCCAGGUUUGA
Cherax quadricarinatus is the source of this 3016-nucleotide messenger RNA. Lineage: Eukaryota; Metazoa; Arthropoda; Malacostraca; Decapoda; Parastacidae. The record is from RefSeq and is a predicted model, not a curated record.